AUGGAAAAUUGCGUUUCUCCUUUUUUUUUUUUUUUUUUGUGUUCUUUAAAUCACGUAACGCUUUAUUUCUUUUUAUUUAUUUAUUUAUUUGUUUGCGAAGCAAUUUCACUACACUGCAAACAAAUAAUAAUGAUAAUUAUUCGCUUAAACAAAAUCGAAAAAACUUUUUUUUGUAAUUCGAAAAUUAAUAAUUAUACCCGAAUUGGCAACGAGGGGGGAGGGGGGAGGGAUUUUGUUACAAAACGUGCGGUUGGUAUUUUGUAA
Molecule: messenger RNA, 264 nt
Organism: Pediculus humanus corporis (human body louse)
Lineage: Eukaryota; Metazoa; Arthropoda; Insecta; Psocodea; Pediculidae
Exons: 4
Coding region: 1-264 (87 amino acids)
Source: RefSeq, a predicted model, not a curated record